UACACAUGAGGAGGCAUUCCUGUGUUGUAUCAUUCAGCUGUGUGGCUUCAUGGUAUGCACUACAUUGUCAUCUCCACCGCAGUUUAUAAAUCUCCUUAUUGGUGGUCAGCGCUCCCCAAUACUUGCUGCAAUCACACACAUUCACGUUGCAUGUAUGAUAGUAGGUAAAAAGAAGGAUAUGAAGAAAGACACAAAGAAGUGUGAAAAGUCCGAUAGCAGUGCUAAUUUUGGCAGCUCUUGGGGAAGUCAUAUGCUAAGAUGAGAAGCAGCUAUAUCAGAUUUGUGAUCUACAUGAGGAAACAACAACCCUUGAGCUAAGUGCAUAGUGUGACUACUUUGAAGAGUUUGCCAGUCAGCAAUUUUGAUCAAAGGUCCACAUUAUCAAACAUCAGAACUCAUAAAAAGGUUCAUCUGUUGAUGGCACAAACAGUUUAUGACUGCAGGGCUAUUGAACUUCUGGCUAACAUUGUUAUAUCAACAAAGUGCUCAACAGAUAUCCCAUACUGCUGUAAUAACACAUAUCGGUGCUGUGUGUACAACAGAAGGCACGAAGAACUUUGGGAAACCUGGUACUUCUGGUUAGGCAUUACACUGAUUGCCCUGUUUGUGCUGACAUCUGCACUCUCAUAUGCUGUGGCAUACUUCAAAAGAAAGCAACAAAAUUUGAUCCGCAUCCACAAUGUGGCUACUCCCAGCAGUCCACCAAUCAGCACUGUCAGUGGACCUGGAGGAAUAAUACAGCCCAAGAUCGAUUACAGCAACAAGGGUUCACAUUUGCGUGCCACAGCAUUCAUAACAAGUCCUGACCUAUACCUGGAGGAUUUUACUGGGCCUCUGGAUCCACCAUAUCCAGCAACACAACCCAUCACGGUGGUCCGCGGCAGUGUCCCACCCCAAGGAUUUCGCCACACGCAGCACUACACAGAGCUGGUGCUCCCACCUGGUUAUGUCGAUACUGAUUACCAUUUCAAGCACACACUAUGAGAAGAACACUGUAAAUAAAUUUAUGAUUAUAUAUCUUCGGCUAAGUGAAAUAAUCUGUGUAUGUGUGUACCUUCUCAAGCCUGUAGUACAAGAUAACUGUGAAAUCUCUCAGAUCAUCACGUAACACAUGAGUAACUAUUAUGUAAGAUUUACUUAAAA
This is a messenger RNA of Schistocerca gregaria, 1143 nucleotides long. RefSeq lists its product as uncharacterized. The record is from RefSeq and is a predicted model, not a curated record. Bases 418 to 984 code for a protein of 188 amino acids. The transcript is spliced from 7 exons. NCBI's taxonomy places the organism in Eukaryota, Metazoa, Arthropoda, Insecta, Orthoptera, Acrididae.